Messenger RNA from Leptosia nina, 648 nucleotides. The record is from the annotation of a GenBank genome assembly. NCBI's taxonomy places the organism in Eukaryota, Metazoa, Arthropoda, Insecta, Lepidoptera, Pieridae.
AUGUCUUAUACGAUUAGUCCUGUAGUUUCAGACGACGUGGAGAGUGUCCUGAAAUUUUUGAAACGCACGUUCUACUUGGACGAACCUAUUCUUAGAGCAGUAGAUUAUUGUCAGACGGGAAACGAUGAUACGCACGAUUUGGAUGAAUACUGUAGACAUAGUCUCCCUGGUUGCUCUUUCCAAGCAAAAGAUGAGGAUGGGAAUUUAAUCGGGGUGCUGGUCUGUGACCGUUGUCCAGUUGUGAAUCCCACAGAUUGCUUGACUGCUCUUAAAGACUGUAAAAGUCCAAAAUACAAAACGGUCAUCCGUAUGCAGAUAAUGCGCGAGAUCAUUGCUGAGAUUUGGAAUCAGUACCCGAAUGACAGCGAACUCAUUGAAAUCAAAAUGGCCGCUACUGAUCCAAAAUGGCGGAACAAAGGUGUAAUGAAUAAAUUAAUGGGCGUAAUUGAGAAAACUGCGCGUGACCUAGGAGUUAGACUGUUAAGAAUCGAAACUUCUAGUGCUUUUUCGGCAAAAUCUGCAGAAAGUAAGGGAUUUAAAUGCAUCUUCAGCCGCCCGUACACAGAAUUCCAAUUCGACGGAAAGCCCUUCAUUAUUACUGAACCACCGCAUUUAGACGAUAGAAUAUAUAUAAAGGAGCUGUUUUAA